CAAUGACAGCUUAAAAGGAAACAAUAAAUAAAUUGCUACCGUCAUUGCUGCUGUCUGUUAUAUGUAUGCAUUCAUUCUGUCUAAAUUCUUUUGUUGUCUGCAAUUUCUAGACAACGUAGUUGAUCUUGGAUUGAUUUGACAAGAAUACGACGUCUGUCAUUUCUAAAUUUGCAACAAAAGAAAAAUUCGGUUUAAUUUACGCCUGGAAGUUAUUUCUGUGUCCAACUAAGUAAUACUAUACAACGAUGCAAAACGUAAUCAACUCUGUUAAAGGUACAGCUCUGGGAGUAGCUGAAUAUUUAACACCUGUGCUUAAGGAAUCUAAAUUCAGAGAAACCGGUGUAUUAACACCAGAAGAAUUUGUAGCUGCUGGUGAUCACUUGACUCAUCACUGUCCAACUUGGGCCUGGGCUAUUGGUGACGAAUCCCGAGCGAAACCGUAUUUGCCAAAAUGUAAACAAUUUCUAAUAACAAGAAAUGUGCCAUGCUAUCGGCGAUGUAAACAGAUGGAAUUUGUCGGAGAAGAAACAAUAGUUGAAGAAAACGACCAAGAUGGAGGAUGGGUCGAAACACAUCAUUACAAUCCUGAUGAAGCUGGCGGUUCGGGAUUAGAGGAUAAGGUUUGCGAAAUGUCAUUGGAUGGUUCGAAAACAGAUGACGAUAUUGCCGUUGACAUGGAUGAUCCUAAGAACUUUGAUGGCGAAGGUAACGGAGACGAUGAUGAUGAAGGAGCAGCCAUCGAUAUGGAUGAAUUUGAAGAGAGCGGUUUAUUAGAUGAAGUUGAUCCUUCGUUAGCUACUCUUCCUGUGGAGACAGUGAAAAAGAAAACGAUGGAUGCUGAGGGAGACUCGGUAGUCCAUACAAGAACCUAUGAUCUGCAUAUAACCUACGACAAGUACUACCAAACACCAAGGUUGUGGGUCGUUGGUUACGAUGAAAAUUACAAACCAUUGACGAUGGAACAGAUGUAUGAAGAUGUUAGCCAGGAUCACGCUAAGAAGACUGUAACAAUGGAAACUCAUCCUCAUAUACCUGGGCCUAACAUGGCUUCUGUUCACCCAUGCAAGCACGCUGAUAUUAUGAAAAAAAUUAUUCAAACCGUUGAAGAAGGCGGUGGCGAAUUAGGUGUUCAUAUGUACCUAAUUAUCUUCUUAAAGUUUGUUCAAACGGUAAUUCCAACGAUCGAGUACGAUUUCACUCAGAAUUUCAAUAUUAAUACCAAGUAAAGUUGACGAUGGAGAACACACAACCAAAGUUUCACAAGGGCAAUCAUUCUAAUUACUCAUUUGAAAUGAAAAUAUUGUUAACGUUUAUUCACUUUUUGAGUGACUCAGAUUACCCAAUUGCUGGAUGCCGAAAUUUGCUUUGAUAUAAUGUACGCUGCAAAUACCACAACACUCUAUCGAAAGGAAUGAUAAAACCUGUGUAAGGAUGCAUGCAUAUUACGAAAACCGCUAUAAAAAUCCCCUGAGGAAAAUAAAUAUAUAGAGAGGAGGAUUGCUAAGAGUGCCGUAAUAAUCAAAAAAGAAAGUAAACAAAGAGAAUCUCUCAUUGUUACAUACGUCGUUUUGAACAUUUUAUACAGAAAUGAUUUCUUAUGUCA
Malaya genurostris is the source of this 1603-nucleotide messenger RNA. RefSeq names its product ubiquitin-like-conjugating enzyme ATG3 (gene Atg3). Gene Ontology annotation, biological process: nucleophagy; autophagy of mitochondrion; autophagosome assembly. Gene Ontology annotation, molecular function: Atg8-family ligase activity. Lineage: Eukaryota; Metazoa; Arthropoda; Insecta; Diptera; Culicidae. Bases 246 to 1226 code for a protein of 326 amino acids. Gene Ontology annotation, cellular component: cytosol; cytoplasmic ubiquitin ligase complex. The record is from RefSeq and is a predicted model, not a curated record. The transcript is spliced from 6 exons.